GGGCAUCCAGAUGUCCACCUCCACGCCGGCAUCCUCAAUCCAAUCUUACCUAUGCUUUUAGCCCUUUUAGUCAUUCAUUCUCAGCCCUUCGAUUGACAAGUCGCCAGGAGACAUGCUGCUCUACAAACAGAACACCGUUUUCUUAAUUGUCAAUUGAGACUCACUUUCCUUUUAUACGGGCUCUUCCCCAAAUUUCUGCUUAUUUCAUGUCUACCUAGCCUUCGGCAGCAAGAGGCAACAGGGUAUUUCAUCCUGGCCAAAUCUCAAUAUGGCUUCAAGGUUCUGGGCAUCAUCGGAAGAUUUGAGCGUUGACUCCUCUGCAGAGGGUUUUGGCGGCUCACGUGAUGAAUCUCAUGAUAGCCAGAAUCAGGACGGCUUCGAAAGUACAGACAACCAUGAUUCAAUGGGCGAUGUUGGUGCUCUGGCACGUAUCAUGGCUUCUGAUCUGUCAAGGCAAACCCUACAACCGUCACAGCAUACAACUUUCUUUUACCUCGCGCUCAUUGAGGCGAGGUGUAAGAAACAAGCUGCAGUGUUCAUCAACAAACAACGUCGUCCUGCCGACCACCUAUCCGAAGAGCAUCCUGAAGUAUGUGCUCUGGCUAAAAUAAUCUUUUCCGAUGUGCAGAGAGAUCUAGCAAGGGCUGGCAUGCUGCCUGAAGAGUUCGUCGGUCAACAUAUUCCCGAACUGCAGUCGUAUCUCACGUCUUUUGACACUGCUAUCAGCAACAUUGCAACAAGGAAAACCUCCGACAUCUCUGGUGUACCAAUUAUAUCCUUUGUUGACACUCAAUCUCUUCCAUUCGUCCCUAGUUCGUCUCAACUUGAACAGUCGCAAGACUAUUCGAAUGCACUUGUGCGUCAAGACCUUAGGAUGGCCCUUUCAGAUCGUCGUCAGACUGGUGGCCAGUCCCCCUUCUCCUUGUUGUAUCCCGCCGGAAGUACGUCAGGGCCUGUCUCAGAAUCACGCUAUGGCAAAGAUUACCAGCAGUAAGCAAUCAUCUACUAUCUAGCAAAUCAAUAUAUCCUCCGAAUUUCACUCUCCCGCUACGGGUGGGACCAGAGUUAUUGCGACGUCAAGAAGAUGUGACUCGUCGGAUCUGGUCCCCUUUGCCCGAGCCCGGCUAUGAGAUGGAUCUCUUCACAUGCUCAUAGCAUUGCCAGUUUGGUCUUUUAUUGGAAUUGUUGUGAGAUUGGAGGCACGCCGAGUAUCUUUGAGGCAUUAUGCUUACAUCCCAUUUCUAGGUUAUUGAAGCUUGGCAGCGGAGGCUUCGGGAGUGUCUAUCUAGCAAAAUACUACCUCGAUAAUAGAUCAUAUGCCGUCAAGCAAAUAGUUGUCCCGGCCGAAAAAUUCCUGGGCGCUGCUGGUAGGGCAAAGGUAGACCAAGUGCUUACCGAAGCGAGAUCUUUGGCGCAGCUGGAUCACCAUAAUAUCGUUAGAUAUUAUCAUACCUGGGUCGAGGAACGUGUUCGCACAAGCACGACCCGUACUGACGAUGAUGAAUCCGAUUCCGGUUCAGACACUGAUUCCGAUCCUCGCCCAGACUCCAUGGAACCCAUCACGCAAGGUGCGCACAGUAUACAGCUCGGCUUGGAGCGGAGCCUCUUUAAAGAAAUCAGGAGAGAGCGACAACGAGCAAGUUCCACUGCUGCCGAGGAGAGUAAUAACUACAUCAUCUUCGAAGCCUCCGAUUCAUCGAAGCCUACUCCAGGAUAUAAAAGCGCCUUUCGCCAACCAGGAGAAAUUGAUAGCGAUGAUGAGGACAGCGAUGGACAAAACGACAGCACAGAAGAAAUCCCGAGAAGUGAAAUCCCAAAUGAGGUCACCAUCUACAGCGGAAUUGAGAAGGAUUUGGUGCUGCACAUCUCCAUGUUUCCAUAUCCAUUGUCUCUGGACGAUUUCAUCUGGGGCUCAGGUGCAGAGAAGAUUUCUGGAGAAGCCUCGCCUCGUCACUGCUUUCAUACACUACCGACGAUCCGUCUUCUUCUCGCUAUUCUUGACGGCACAGAGUAUCUUCAUCGAAAAGGCUUCAUCCACCGUGAUCUCAAGCCUCCUAACAUAUUUCUUUCUAUCCUCGAACCAAAUGAGCCUGAGCGCCACCAGUUCAUCAACAUCUCAGACUGCAAGGAGUGUGGCACCUUGGGACAGCCAGUCUUUGUCUGCCCACAUAUUGGUGAUUUUGGCUUGAUACACGACCUAAAAAUUGUUGACCAGGAUCCUCUGGCAACACCAUCUCGGAAGAAGGCAGCUCUGGAGCCAUUUCCGUUCUCUACCGUUGCAUCCCAGCAGGUCGGAACAAAGUUUUACUGUCCUCCAAAAGUACCAAAGGAGCGUCCAAUCUGCCCCAAACUCGACGUAUAUAGUUUUGGCGUGAUCACAUUCGAGAUGGUCUACAAAUUCGGCACAAGAACGGAGCGCCAGCACGUAUUGAGCAACCUGCGAAAUGGAGAUUAUCCAAUACACUUUGAACAUCAUUCACUGGCCGAAGGUAUUAAGGCGAUGCUGUGUGAGGAUCGAGACAAACGUUGGGACUGUGCUCAAGUUAGGAAGUGGUUAAAUGGCAAGCUCAAGGUGGAGUCUGAACGAUAGAUUCUGGUGAAUAAUAUGAGAGUGUCGACAUGGAAGGUUCCGGGCAUAACUGUAUAAAUGUUGGAGUAUGAUACCAUGGGGUCAGGCAGCUGGAGUUGGUCAUUCGCAGCGGGUUCGGCAUACUGUGUUCACUCUGCAUGCACAGCGGUUGAUUCAUAUUGCCUCCUCAAGAGGCCAAGUUUCUGAAUUCCCUCGGACACGACAGCGAGUAGCGAAUUAGAAAAGCAAAUCACCACUUCGCUGGAUAAUUUCGGUGUGCGUGAUGCAGUAUACCUCCAAUUUGAAAACUAAUAUACAACUAGGACAUCGUCUCUGCCGGUGCUCUUGCCUCUUUAAAUCUGCAGUAGUA
Molecule: messenger RNA, 2939 nt
Organism: Cadophora gregata
Lineage: Eukaryota; Fungi; Ascomycota; Leotiomycetes; Helotiales; Ploettnerulaceae
Exons: 2
Coding region: 1127-2590 (487 amino acids)
Biological process (GO): protein phosphorylation
Molecular function (GO): ATP binding; protein kinase activity
Source: RefSeq, a predicted model, not a curated record